This is a messenger RNA of Larimichthys crocea (large yellow croaker), 3616 nucleotides long. RefSeq names its product nuclear factor 7, ovary-like. The coding region runs from base 726 to 2114 and encodes 462 amino acids. Gene Ontology annotation, molecular function: zinc ion binding; protein binding. The transcript has 2 exons. NCBI's taxonomy places the organism in Eukaryota, Metazoa, Chordata, Actinopteri, Sciaenidae. The record is from RefSeq and is a predicted model, not a curated record.
GUCGCGUAAACCUGGAGUCUGCUUUCAUGCAUGAACACUAACACAACAAAGUGACAUCAGGCAGCCUGUCAGUAAACUGUCCAACAGAUUCACCUUCAGUGAUCUACAUCAGACUGCUGUUGGACCCGUGGACUCGUGUUGGACCUUCUUGUGCCGUACCUGGACAGCCGGGAUAAAAAGGUAACUCUGCAUCAUGGUACAUUCAGUGUUCUGUUUCUGCUUUUCACGCCUCACAAACACAUUUCACCGUUUAGCUGCAAGUUAGAGGAAGUGUGGGACUCACCACGACUCAUUUCCUGUUUGAGAGUAAACUGAGUGCAUGCCUUUAUUUAACUUUGGAGAGUUUUCAUAGAUUUACUCCAUCAGCAUUCAGGGAAACUUUUCAGCAUUGACUGUUCUCAAUGAACUCAAGGUGAGAGGUGUGUUUGACUCUACAUGGGAUCAGUGUUUUAACUCCUGAAAGAGUUUCACUCUUCACUAAAGUCAGUUCGACGGUCUCACACGUUCACUCCUGCAGCCUCUGUGUUACAGGAAGUGUGACGAAGCUCCACCCCUCAGCUGAGGACAGAAAUGAGACAAACCAGGAAACAGUUUUUAUCGUCUGUUUUUCAGUCCGUGUCUCUUCACUGAGUGAGUUCAGCUACAGGAGAGAAAAGUGGGAAACUCCAACACUGCUGCUUCAAGCUGCUGACGCUCCACACACUGAAUCUUCACUCAGAGACUAAAUGGCUUCCAGAUCAGAGGAGGAUCUCUGCUGUCCGGUCUGUCAGGAGGUCUUUAGAGAUCCUGUUGUUCUGUCAUGUAGCCACAGCUUCUGUAAAGACUGUCUGAAGAGCUGGUGGACAGAGAAACCAACACGAGAGUGUCCAGUUUGUAAGAGAAGAUCUUCAAAGGAUGAACCACCUUUAAACCUUGCAUUAAAGAACCUUUGUGAGGCCUUCUUGUUGGAGAGAGAUCAGAGAUCUUCAGAGGCUCUCUGCAGUCUGCACUCUGAGAGACUCAAACUCUUCUGUCUGGACCAUCAACAGCCGGUGUGUGUCGUCUGCAGAGAUUCAGAACAACACAGCGACCACAGAUUCAGACCCAUCGAUGAAGCUGCACGACAACACAAGAAGAACCUUCAGGAAACUCUGGAGCCCUUAAAGGAGAAGUUAAAGGUUUUUGAAGAAGUUAAAGUGAAGUUUGAUCAAACAGCAGAACACAUGAAGGUCCAGGCCCGACGCACAGAGAGGCAGAUUAAGGAUCAGUUUAAGAAGCUUCACCAGUUUCUAGAAGAGGAAGAGGAGGCCAGGAUGGCUGCACUGAGGGAGGAAGAGGAGCAGAAGAGUCAGAUGAUGGAGGAGAAGAUGGAGGCUCUGAGCAGAGAGAUAGCAGCUCUUUCAGACACCGUCAGAGCCACAGAGGACGAGCUGAGAGCUGAAGACGUCUCAUUCCUGCACAACUACAAGGCUGCAGUGCAAAGAGUCCAGCAGCGCCCCCUGCUGGAUGAUCCACAGCUGCCCUCAGGAGCUCUGAUAGACGAGGCCAAACACCUGGGCAACCUGACCUUCAACAUCUGGAGCAACAUGAAGGACAUGGUCUCCUACACUCCUGUGGUUCUGGAUCCAAACACUGCUGCUCCAAACCUGAUCCUGUCUGAAGAUCUGACCAGUGUGAGACGAGGAGAGAAACAGAAGCUUCCUGACAAUCCAGAGAGGUUUGAUAAUUAUUACCGUGUUCUGGGCUCUGAAGGAUUUAACUCAGGGACUCACAGCUGGGAUGUCGAGGUUGGAGACAGUAGAGUCUGGACUCUGGGUGUGUUAGCAGAGUCUGUCCAGAGGAAAGGACUCAUACAGUCUGGAUUAUGGGUAAUGUGUUUAUAUAAAGGUAAAUACUCAGCACGAUCACCAUCAGAUCCACUCACUGCUCUCCAAGUCCAGAAGAAGCUCCAGAGGAUCAGAGUGAAUCUGGACAUGAACAGAGGAAAACUGUCGUUCUCUGAUCCUGAUACAAACACACACAUACACACCUUCACACACACUUUCACUGACAAGAUGUUUCCAUUCAUUAACACUGUGGAUGAACUGAAGAUAUUACCACAUAAAGUCAGAGUGACAGUGGAACAGAGCAGUUAGAGACAAAGAGGAUGAUUAUAUUUAUGUUUAUUAGCUGCUCCUGCUGUCUCAUUAUUCCAAAGAAGUUUAUUUUUCUUUCAGUUCUUGUUUUUUAUUGUUUUUAUUUUCUUUUUCUUGUUAUUUAGUUUGACAAAAAUCUUUUUGUUUCUAUCGUCGACCUUUUUAAUGUGUAAAAUGAUUUCACUUAGUUUCUGAUCUUUAUGUUUGGUUUGUUCAGACUUUUCUUUUUUAUCAAUACUCUGUCAUUUUAAAUUGUUGAUUUUUUAUUAUUUUGACUUGUGUGUGUGGAGCCAUGAUAUCUGUAUUCUGUGAUUUUAAAUAUUUGCACCAUUCUUAGAGACGAUGAGAUUAUCAUAAUCAAUAUUUUUUGUCUCUGUUGAACAACAUGAAUUUAGUUUCAUCUGCAUAAAGAACUUGUUUAUGGUUAUUGAAUACAACUUGUAAUUCAGCAAAGCAGUGCUUAAAGAAUUGAACAGAAUAAUGUUUAACAUCCACAUAUCAGUACAAAAUGGUGUCAUCAGCAUAAAGAUGUAUAUGACACCAACUUUGAGAAGAGACUGUAUCAUCUGGGCUUAUGUAAAGAGUAAACAGAACAGGCCCCAGUAUUGAGCCUUGUGGGACGCCUUUUACAAUCUGAACAGAUUCAGAUGAUUCAUUUAAGAUUUCCAGUAGCCACAUACUGCUCUCUGUCCAUGAGUUCAUCACGUUCAUCAAGUCCAAAGUCUUUUUAGACAGUGCAUGAUAAACUGUAUCAAAUGUCUUUGAAAAAUGCAGAGGAACUGUUGAACGUCGUCCAUUCGUCCUGAGCAUGAAUACCUGUUUACAGGUGCCACAAGUUGAUUGGUCGACUCCAAGCAACACAGACGUGAAGCAGUUCUCAGAAACGGUGGUUAUCCAACUAAAUAUUAGUUCAGUGAUUCAAACAUUUUCCAGUUCAUACAGUAAAAGUUUGAGUUUGUAAAGAAUGUGAUUUUCUUGAGAAGCCUGAUAUUAAUUUUUCUUCAUUUUCUGUAAAGUAAAAACAAAUUUCAUCAUUUUUUCUCCAUGUUUUGAUUUAGAACAGAGUGUGCAGUGUUCACAAUGUAUUUGCAUGUAUGGGAAUAAAAGUCAUUAUAAGGACUUUGGGCUUUACUCACAUUAUUUUACACAUUUUAAACACUGCUAUUUUUAAACUGUGUAUCCACUCAGUGACAGGAGCCAUGAUAACAUUUGAUCACCUGUCAGAUGUCUGAACGUUACGGCUGAUUGGUGUAAUUCACUCGUUGAGGUAGCGAUGGAGGACCGACCACCUGAGUCUGGAUAUCGAUAACACUUCAGAAUAGUUUGGUCCAAAUAUUAAAGUGUUAGCAGAUAAAUCUGAGGAGUCGUGAGAUGAUUAAAGAAAAAAAGAAGAAAAGUUCUGAUUCACAAAAUGUUCUUAAACUUUAAUCUUCUGUCGGGUCUUUAAAUCUUUCGGCUUCGAACAGUAACUGAGUUUAAACCACGUGAUGAGUUUAGAGGUA